AAUACUGUGGCCAUUAUAAAAGCAUUUCAGUCUCUCUUAGCGUCAUAUUCGUUAAAAUAGUAUCGUACUCGAGUGUACAGUGAUAUUUAAUCAGUUUUUGUGAGAUAACUAGUUUUAUUUUGUGACAUCAUAUUACACAACGUUGUUCGUAAUAAACAUCAGCCGAAACUAAAUUGGAUUACAGUGAAGUGUAGUUAUAAUUUCGUUCGUUAUAAAAUCUCGCAAAUUGUAUAAAUCAAUUAAAUCCGAUUAUUUAAAAAUGUGCGUGGAAACAGAGCAAAAACAAAAUUCCGAAAUGUUCAACAGAUCAAAUUUAAGUCGUGCUUUGCAUGCUACCCUGACCCACGCUAAGAUCAACAGACGACUCAUCUGUGGGCUACUACCCACUAUAGAUCACCUUCAAAAAUCACCUGAAGAUGUUAUAUUUUGUUUACUACCACAAGCUAGACCAGGAGAUGCCAGCGCUCAUAUGCAAACUGUUUUACUACAAGCAUUUUGCUACGAGAAUUAUAUACCAGUUAUACAGGUAGACAAUAGCGAAAAAUUAGCAGCUUAUUGUGGUAUAUCUAAAUCAACGUACCAAACGGGAUGCACAUGCGCAAUAGUUACUAGAGAUCAUAGUUUACCUUCGACACCAGAAGAUGAGUUCCCAAUGUCGCCUACAGAACAAAUGUUGACUAAUUUCUAUGAGAAAUCAUUGGAGCAGUCAUUGAGACCAGUGAUUGAACUUCCCAGUUGAACAUUUUUUUAACAAAUCAUGAAGAUGAAAAAUGUUUGACAGUGAAUUGAUUCUGUGCAGUUAAUGCCUGUUAAUGGUGAUUUGUUGAAGAUGACUGGUGAAUUCACCUUAAAAAUGCAUUAGGGUAUUCAAAUCUGGUGAAAAAUUUUAUUGGUCAAUCUCCCCAGGAAGUGAGACUUCAACUUAGGUUAGAGAUUGUAAAAUUGAUAUUGUUUUGUGAAAUUUGUUGAGUUUUUUGGUUUUUUGUGAAUUUUCAACAAUAUACUACAAAAUGUGAUUGAAAUGAGAAUAAAAACUUGUUAACUGAA
Diorhabda carinulata is the source of this 1047-nucleotide messenger RNA. RefSeq lists its product as uncharacterized. The record is from RefSeq and is a predicted model, not a curated record. Lineage: Eukaryota; Metazoa; Arthropoda; Insecta; Coleoptera; Chrysomelidae. Bases 260 to 739 code for a protein of 159 amino acids. Gene Ontology annotation, biological process: regulation of cell cycle. The transcript is spliced from 3 exons. Gene Ontology annotation, cellular component: nucleus; cytoplasm.